UUUUGAGAACUGAAAGAACAUUUUCUAAAACUUUUUUUUUUUUGGGAAACAAAAAUGUUUUCACAUGAAAAAGCAAACAUUCUAUGCUUUUUACCCCCAUUAUGUUCCAUUCACAAAAUAAUAAGAAAUCCUGUGAACCACACAAAAAAAUGUCCUUCAUGAAAAAAAAAAUGUUCCCUGGAUUUCACAGACUGAAGUAAAUUAAAGUAGAGAUUUUCUUGUUUUUUUGUUUUGUUUUGUUUUUUUUCACCAGAUCACAAGUCAUGAAUAGAGUAAACAGUUCACAAAUUGAAAAUCGAUCACCAGAAAGAAAAGAUUCUCACUUGUCACUCAGGGCUUCAGCAGUGCAGAGGAAUACAACACGUUCACUCAGGGACACUAUGAAUGUAUAUGAAGUAUAUCUGCAGACAGGGCCAGGUAACCUCAAGGACCCCAAUGAUUGAUGGUUGGCACCACUAUUGGUAUCGAGUGUGGUCGCCCAGUCUAUCUGCCAUCGGUCAUCCAUCCAUCGCUGAGCAGCAGAACAUCUCAGUCUGCAUGCUGAUUCUGCUGUCCGUAACUGAGAGGGUCAGGAGGUGGGGAGUGUGCUUAAAGUCACCGGGUGAUACUAGUAGGACAGUAAAAACUGCUCCCAGACGUUCCUCCUGCUGCGUGUUGUGGGUGAGCACAUUUCUCUAAAGUAUGUGAGUGGGAGUCCGGGCCAUCGUGUUGACCCUGGGCCUGCCGUGUCUGACUGAAGAUGAGGCGUGUGAUGUUUAUGGGAAACUAAUCUCACGAAGAGGAAGUUCGUGUUUGAGUCUAGACACUGAGUGAAACUCGCUUAAAUCGAGACUCCCAACCAAUGCGCUCGUUUUCAACGUGGGCGACAGCACGCUGAUAAAGGGAGAUGUCGGAUGGGAGCCGCCGACUUAUCUUCGCAUGGGAAACCAGCGGCAUGGAGGAAGACAGCUGCUGCUGCGGCGGGGAGGCGCGCUUACACGCGCAGGAAAAUUUGAACCAGCUUCUCCGCCAGAAAGAAACGAGGCUCCAGCGAAUGGCCCAGUUUUUAGCUGUGGGGCUCCUUCUACUUAUUUCAGUAGCUCUGUGCUUGCUGAUCACCGCUUUGCACGGUGGACGAGCUGGUCAGUCACCGGAGAGCCAGCUAUUGCAACAGUCCACCAGCCAUUCAUCAGAAACCAGUGGUGAUCAGCAGCAGCCUGAUGACUUCAAGCAUCCAAGUGCUAUGCUAACAGUUCCUCGAGGUGACAACGUUAAGGGGAAAUAUCUUGAAUGGGAGAGUAAGGCUGGACAUGCCUUCUGUAAUGGAGGUUUCAACUACUCCAGCGGGGACCUAGUGGUGCCAAGAAACGGCUUCUACAGAGUCUUCCUGCAGAUUGCCUAUGAGAGUAAGGCAAGCCUUACAUGUGAGAGGAGUACACUCAUCAACACAGUGUAUGUUUUCCGGGAUGCUUACCGUGUCGAUAGGCCUCUCCUGUCGUCAGUCGACACAGUGGGUUGUGGCACGGAGUCGUGGAUUAAAUCCCUCUAUACAUCUGGCGUGUUUUACCUGGAGGUUAACUGCAGACUGCGUGUGACAUCAUCUUUCCGUGACCUUAUUGUUAGAGAAGAACACCAGGUGUUCUUCGGUGCUGAACUUUUGCCUCAGUAAUCUGGUCAGACACUUACAUUCACCUAGAUUUAAUUUUUACAUCUGCAACUUCAGCUCCAUGGAAACUUAAAGAAAACUCAUUAUUAACAGUACAGAGAAAUACUGCUGCCUGAUACCAACUCAACUAUGAUACACCAUUCUAAAGCGUAUGUAUAUUUUUCUUAGAAUGUCCCUAUAAUAUGUUACAGACGAAUAACCUAUAUCUUAUAAGUUUGAAAUGAAAGUGAUAAUUUUGCUGUGACUUUUAGUGCAGAAACAAAUUCAUUAAUUUUUUGUCAGAAGACACACUAACAAUAGUAGUUUAUAAAGAGUAUUUCCAGCUUCUCAUAGGUGAGGAUUCUGUUUUAUAUCAUUGUCAAUUGCAUAUCUUUGUCAUUUGGACUCAGCCUUUUAUGGCUCAAAGAUUUAAUGACAGUCUCUGUGUUUUUUGUUAUGUGUUUGUAAUGUCUUGUUUUGCACAGAUGUUUGACUCUAAAUUGUUGGACAGACUGACAAUUUGAUCAAACAAUGCCCCCAUUAACAGGCCACCAUAAUUUGGUUUUAAUACUUAUGCACUGCAGCUAGACGAUUAUGUUAUUAUAGUAUUGGCUCCAGGAAACCAAUCAAAACUCAGCCAUUAAAGCACGUAGCCCCUGCAGUCUGUUUAAGUUGGCAUGUCACCUCUGCCAAAACAGUCUUCACCUGUUUGAAUUCUGGGGAGUCUAUUUAUUUUUUUAAUCUUUUGAAAGUAUGUCUCUUUCUAGAACUAAUGACCCCUGCCCUUAUUUGGCCUGCAAGUCUUUUUUCAUGGUUUUAACCAGGUCACAUUCUUUGAUAGCUGUUACUGAUGAUGGUAAAACCCUGUGGAGGACAAAAUGACAAGACUGGUUUGAGAAAUAGAGAUAGUGACAUAGCAAGGCUGUGUUAUUAUUUACACUUGUUUAAAUGUGUUGCCUUAGCCACCUCAGUGGUUCAGAUAAGGAAGCUUUAAAGAGUAGUAAACAGCACAUAGUUACCGGAAAACUAUCACAGUAAAAUCCAGUCCACACCCAGACAGUCGUGCUGCUGAUAACAUUAUUUUGGUAUGUGAAACAUUCAGUUCAUAUUGAGCCAAUGCACCUCUAACAUGGACAGACUGCUGCCAUAUUAGGAGUGUGUAGAUGACCAACACAUGGGGUCAGGCUAACAGGGGGACAUUUCCAAGCCAGGAAAGGGCAGUUUCAUACUCCCAAUUUGUUGAGAUUUUAUUGCACCUAUUGUGAAAUGAUAGGUGAUAGGUGGUAAAUCAGAGUCAGACUGGCUACAGAUCUGACACCAGAUGGUUGAGACAUUUUAGAAUAGUACUAUUCACUUACUUUCUUUUUCCAGUGCUGUAGUACUGUGUGGAUAAAUCUGACUUUUCUCUCCAGGGGCUCACUGUAAGCUAAUACAAAUAUGGAAAGGUUUUUCUUUGUAUUAAUAUUGUAAUAUAAUAUGAAAGGUUCUGUUGUACAAGUUUGCUUUGCUUGGCCUGUUCAAUAAGGAUAAAAAUGUUUUGUUUUUUUUAAAUGUAAUUAUUUAAUUAAUUGCUGACAAGACACUAUGAAGUCUGAGCUGGUGCUACAACUUUUUUUCCUACUUUAAAUGAACUAAUGUUAUUUCAGAGUUUUUAUAUUUGUCUGUGUGCAUUUCUUGAAAUAAAAUGUGUUUUAAAAAUC
Acanthopagrus latus (yellowfin seabream) is the source of this 3324-nucleotide messenger RNA. Its product is annotated as lymphotoxin-alpha-like. Gene Ontology annotation, cellular component: membrane. The record is from RefSeq and is a predicted model, not a curated record. Bases 887 to 1648 code for a protein of 253 amino acids. Gene Ontology annotation, molecular function: tumor necrosis factor receptor binding. Gene Ontology annotation, biological process: immune response. NCBI's taxonomy places the organism in Eukaryota, Metazoa, Chordata, Actinopteri, Spariformes, Sparidae. The transcript is spliced from 4 exons.